This is a messenger RNA of Neurospora tetraspora, 967 nucleotides long. RefSeq lists its product as uncharacterized. Lineage: Eukaryota; Fungi; Ascomycota; Sordariomycetes; Sordariales; Sordariaceae. The transcript is spliced from 2 exons. The record is from RefSeq and is a predicted model, not a curated record. Bases 330 to 776 code for a protein of 148 amino acids.
UGACGACAUGAACCCGGAGCAACCUUGAGAAACCGGCUACUCCUUCACCAAACAACCUUAAGCCCAAGAUGAUUCAAAACGAUCCGCAGUGCUCAGCACUUGCCACAAUUUUCGUUCGACUACUACUUGUCGCCAUCGACACAGUCACAGAACUCGACACAGUCAUCCUAUGGCCGUUCUGGAAUGCGGUCACCAUUUUCAUUGAUCACAAGUUCGAAACGAUCACCAGCUUCUCUUUCCCUUCCAGGGUCGCUUAUUGACCAACCAAUCCAUAGACUUAAGAGCUGGGUUGCCUCUCCGGAAAGCACCAUUCAUCGCCUCUUGAAAAAAUGAAUUCCAACAACCACGCAAAUCGUUCCGCGCUUGCCGCGCUGCUUGUCACCUUGCUUCUUGCUCUCAAUCAAAUCAUCAUCGACACAACCAUCAACGGAAUCAUCGUCAUCGACUCCUUCCUUUCUCCUCUUUGGAUAUCCUCUAUCAUCGUCAUCGACAGAAUAUUUACCGCCACAAAACUGUUCACCUCAGGCCUUGGUCCCGCCUUCCAACUCUCUAACGCCAUCGGCAAAACGCUUCAGUGGAUGGCCAAGCAAGUAUCACCAACAACAACGGUAUCAGAAAAGGAAAGCAAAAUCGCCAAAGAGAGCCUCGAGUUCCUCGAAAGCAGAAUCGAAUACUUAACAACGUUUCCGAUGCCCCCUCUUCAACUCCUUUCUGACAUCAUGCAACAGUCUCCCACUUUCAAGCACUUCACCGAUAGCAAAAGUGUCAUUCUUUGACAUCAUGCUCAGCAUCCCCCAAACGCGGGAACCCGGGCUAGAGGUACCGGUACCUUCAACAACCCAAAUGUGGCAAUUCUGGAUGUGGCUGCCCGCUAUUGUGGAGUGAUAUAUGCUCGGUGUUGUGCGACUUCUGGCGAGAGCCGAUAAACUCUAUAAGGAUUGGAUCGGAGACAUGUCUGAUCUGCCAG